UUUAAGAAAAAAUCUCUAAUCCAAAACCCGCCGAAAACUGCCGCGCAAUUUUAUCUCAUUGUUCACUCAAAAAAGAAAGAAGUAAUUGAAGAUGUAGCUGAGCUCUCAGCGGUGAAGAUCAACUCAAUCAUGGCGAUCGUUCAGCAAAAGCCUCAAGACGAUCCAUUUCUCAGGUUCAUUGAUUACGCGAGGUCCAUCCUUUGCCCCGAAGAUGACGAAGAUUUUGAUCCUAAUCUUAACGGAGCAGACACUCGCCGACCUAGUUGGACCUGGAUCGCCUCUCGGAUCCUCAAGACUUGCUCUGCUUAUUCCAGUGGCGUUACCGCUGCGAUUCUACUCUCCGAUCUCUCUCAGGCUUGGAAUGAGCAACGUAGGGAUGGGGCUUCCAAGAAAAGGCCGGAAUGUAUUAGCCAGUUGAGGAAGAAACGCAGGCGAACGAAGCUUCCGAACACUGUAACUAUCGAUUCUAUUUAUGAGAAAAAUUUCUUGUCGUUGAACAGUGUAUUGGAAUCUGUUGUAGUUGAUGCUUUUGUUCUCCCAGGUACGAACAUUUACAUGCUCACGCUUGGUGAUUUUUGGAGCUCUAAUACCAUUGAUCUUUAUCUCCAUCGCAGAUACUACGAUUUGGUGGAUCCUCAAAAUGGGAUUUUAAAGAAAGGAAGAGAGGUUCUCCUCACUGGGUGCUAUCUUCGUACUGCUGCUGAAGGAUCUGGUUAUCCACGGUUGUUGCCAACAGAAUAUCUUGUGAUAUUGUUGGAUGAGGAUGAGGAUGAUGAUGCAAUGAUUAUUGGAGCUCAGUUCUGCUCAGAUUCAUUUUCUUCAAUUUCACUUGAUGCAGUCAAUCAAGGGGUUUCUUACUCAUUGUAUGCAAGGAUUGAGUUUAUCGGGCAACUGGAAAUUCAUGGAAAGUUCGGUGGUUUACAGAGGAAGCAAAUCACUCUUGUUGAUGAUGAUGGUGUCAAAAUAAAGUUUCUUUUGUGGGGUGAGCAGGUUCUACUUGCUAAUCUUUUCAGCAUUGGAAGUAUGCUUGGACUGGAUAGACCGUACAUAGCUAAUUCUCAAGAGAGCGUCACUGAAGAAAGUAAUGAACUUUGUCUUGAAUAUGGCAGUGCAACACAGUUGUUUUUGGUGCCUUUUAUUCAACAUGAGGAGCAAGUGUGUGUAACGUUGACGCAAAAUUGGUGCCAAGGAACUGGGCUCCUGAGUACGUUAGAUCUCACUCCAGGUCCAAAAGUUUCCCAAGUUUCAUUGCCCCGUGAUUCACAAGGGUCCCUUGACUUCAGUAGUUAUCCUUUCCAACCAUUUGUUACGGAUCUCCAUGACAAGAUGACAGGCAUCAGUCUCUAUGGUGUUGUUACCAAUAUUAUGAAGGACAGAAAUACCACAAAAGCUAUUUUCUCUCUGAGGAUUCAGGAUACUUCUGGAACAAUUUGGGCAAAACUACAUUUUACAAAAUCUUGGUCAUUGGGAAGAUUAAGCCUUGGUCACACGGUGUACAUAUCUGGCCUCUCAUGUGCUAUGACAAAGCAAAAGUGCCUGGAAGCUUUAUGGUUUGAGAGUGAUACAGGAGCUUCGUUGAUCAAUCUCAGUUGCAUGCCAGCACUGCUAAACUCGCCCUGUCUUCAAAAUUUGUCAAACCUUUCCAGUCUAUCUACCCAGACCACCUGUUCGCAAGUAGCUCGAGUUUGCCUGGAAAUGGCACAUUUUCAUGUGAAUACAAGGCUUUCACAUGCCCUAUGUGGUCAUUUGGUCAACAGGACGCCUAAUGGGUUUAUGGAAUGCAGUUUCUGUCAUUACAUUUGUGAUUCUGAAGUUGUUCGUAGUUUCCAUUUGAAAAUUACCCUUGCAGAUGAGACUGGAAAAAUCAUUGCGUGGUCUACUGAUCAAACUGCCAUUGAGUUGCUCCAAAUAUCGCCUGAUGAGUUUUAUGAGCUGCCUGAGGAAGAACAAGUUAUGUAUCCUUCGUCACUAGAGAACGAGAGAUUCAUGGUUGCUUUAGUUAAUUGCAACAUCGAGGGUUCUGGCCCAAUUAGCGAUAAUGAUUCAGUUUCAUGGGAGAUAACUCGUGCAUUAAAAUGUGAGUAAUUAGGUUUACUCAUACUCAAAUGGUGAUGACCUAAUUAUAUAUGUAGCUGCAUUUUCUUAUUUCCGUAAAUUCGUUUCUCUUUUGGGUAUAGCAUAUGUAUUCUAACAUUUUGUUUUUGAAAAGAUGUAUUCUAAUCUUGAUAUGCAGCUUAAAUAUAUUAAGCUCACCAA
Humulus lupulus (European hop) is the source of this 2256-nucleotide messenger RNA. RefSeq lists its product as uncharacterized. Lineage: Eukaryota; Viridiplantae; Streptophyta; Magnoliopsida; Rosales; Cannabaceae. The record is from RefSeq and is a predicted model, not a curated record. The transcript has 13 exons. The annotation marks the transcript as partial.